CCGAAGGGUCUCAGCCCGAAAAGCUGUCUGUAUUCUUUUCCUAGAUGCUGCCUGGCCUGCUGAGUCUCUCCAGCAUUUUGUGACAGGUGUUUGUUGUUAAAGCGGAGUAGAUCGGCCGACGGCGGAGACUCACUGUGCCAGGACCGUGAACGGAGAGCGGGCCGGGGAGAGUCGCCGUUUCUCCGUCUCCACACCCCGCCCCACCCCCCUCGGCGGAAGUCGAGCGGCUGCGAAGAUGGCGGCUCCUGCGAAACAAUAUGGGCUUAUUCUCCCUAAAGCAAAGCAGAAUACUUUGGCGUUGUCAAAACAUUCUAUUUUCAAUGACUCAGAUGAUGAGACGUCAGUCAGUGAGAAUCUUCAGAAGGAGUCGCUGAAGAAAAGAAUGAUGAAGCAGACUAAAUUGGAGAUCCAGAAGGCAUUGGCGGAGGAUGCCACAGUCUAUGAAUAUGACAGUGUUUAUGAUGAUCUUCAACAGAAGAAACUGGAAAACAGCACAAAAUUAUUGACUGGUCCAAAUAAACAGUCAAAGUACAUUGACAGUCUGAUGAGAGCUGUAGAUGAACGCAAGAAGGAGCAAGAUAGAAGGAUGGAACGGAAAAUCCAAAAGGAACGUGAGGCUGAAGGAGAGAAGUAUGAGGACAAAGAUGCAUUUGUCACUUCUGCUUAUAAAAAGAAACUCCAGGAAAGAGCUGAAGAAAAGGAACAAGAACACAGGGAAGCAGCAAUGGAAGCUUCUUUGGAUGUAACUAAACAGCGAGACCUUAGUGGUUUCUACCGGCAUUUUUUGAAUCAAAAAGUGGGUGAGGAGGUUAUUCCAGAAUGCAGCAUUCGUGGAACCAAGGGGAUGAAGAAAGAAUCUGAUGAUAAUGAUUGUAAAGAUCACACUGGUUCAGUACGGGAUAAACCCAACCAGGAUCCAGAUGCUGACAGUGACUUUGAAAUGGACAGUGAUGAUGAAACUAAAGCUAAACGUGGUCAAAAACAGUUGUUUUCCAAAAUGAGAAAUGAUGAAGACAACUCAGACACUAAUGAAGAAAAAGCAAGAAGCCGCCAAUACAGAAGACAUGUUGAAUCUUCUAGUGAGGAAGAGGAAAGUCGUCAUCAACAUAUGAGCCAUUCAACCAGAGAGAGCAGAAGUGAGAAAGGUAGAAGCCACUCAAAUGGAGAAAAAAGCAGAAGUGGGGAAAAAUCAAGGCACAAGGAGCACAAACGUGCAAAGGAAAAGUACAGAGAAAGAAAUGAUCCAAGAAAAGAAAGGGAUCAUGAAAGAUAUAAGGACAGCAAAGAUCACAAAAGAAUUAAGGAAGAGAAAUCUAAAGACUGCAUCAGUGGAAGGGAUGAGCGAUAUCGAGAUUCUGGAGAAAGACAUAAAGAUAAGGAUGAACAAGUGAGAGAUGUAAAGUUCAAAGAAAGAGAGCGAAACAAAACAGAAAAAUAUACAACUAAAGAUGACAGAAGGAAGGAAGAAAAAUACAGAAAUCAAGAGCAAGAAGAGAGAAACCGGGACAGAGAGGUUCAAGAAAAGGGAACAGAAACGUAUGAAAGAACUGAUAAGAAAUAUGAAAACAGCGAUACUAAGGAAGAGAGUUCUGGUAAUACUUCAGAAAAAGAAAAAUCCGGAAAAUACAAUCACAAGAGAUCCAGAUUAGAAGAGAAGGAUGAACAACAAAAUAUAGAACCCAAAAUUAAAGAUGAUGAGGACAAAAAUUUGAAUGUAUUAUGUGAACAAAAAUCAAAAGGUGAGUCAACAAAGGAAACAAAUGGGACUGAACACUCUCAGAAACUCAGUAAAUUUGUCAAGCGCAGUAAUCAAGAGACUAUCUCAUCCGCAAAAGAGCGAUAUCUUGCAAGGCAGAUGAAUAGGGCCUCAACAAAGUCAUAUAUUGAGCCAGAUGAAAGUGACUAGUUUUAUUGGAACUGCUUUCUGCAAAAAUUUAACUUGAAAUAUAUAUACACACACACCAUCAUUUUGAAGGUUUUUGUGAUCUUGUAUGAAAAAUAACUAUUAAAAAUUAUUAAUCUCUAAUUAACGAGCUAAGACUUUUGUGAAAUGAUGUAACGUAUGACUUUUGAACUAACACUCUUGAGCAUAAGGGUAGUUAUGCAUUGGUGCCAUAGGCAAGUGCAAGAAACAUUGUGCAUUUAAGGAUCAGCUUUGUCACAUGUACGUCAAAACAUACAGUGAAAUGUAAGUUUUCAAUCAAUGACGAACAGUCUGAGGAUGUGCUGAGGUGAGCUUGCAAAUGUCACCAUAUUUCUGGUGCCAAAAUAACAUGUUCACAACUUAUUAACCUGCGCAUCUUUAGAAUAUAAGAGGAAACUGGCACACUCAGAGGAAAUCCACAUUGAUGGGGGAGACGUGCAAGCUCCUUACCGUGGUGGGAAUUGAACUGUGGAUUAUUACAGUAUGCCUCUGUGCCACCUUUGGCACAACCUGAUAAUUGGCAUAAAGAUAUUCAUUGAAGUAAUAUCUUCCUCUGGAAAAAUAUUUUCAAUAAUCAUGAGUUUUGUUGAUGAUGUAAUACAAGAAACUGGUUCUAAUAUUGAACACAUUCAGUGUCAGUGCUAAUGUCUCUUUAUAUGCAGGAAUAGUCUUGAUUAUUCAAGUUCAAGAAUCGGAAUGAUGGCCCCAUCUCUGUCAACAGUUUAGGUGAUUGGUUGCUUACUCUUAACUUCAUAUGCUUAAUGAAUUAUUUUUCAAUAAUGGGCUUGCUAACUUGCAUCGAAUAUUUAGACAGGGUGAUUAGCUUAAAAGUAGAAAAUACUGGAGAUAUCCAGCAGGGAAGGCAGCAUCUGUGGAAGUUUUGGCAGAAGGUUUUCAACACAACCUGAAGUAUCAAAUUCCUACUUUCCACUUUCCAUAGAUGUUGCCUAAACUGCCACAAAUCUGCGAUUGGAUUUUUGAAUGGAUAAUUAACCCAUAAACACUACCUCAGUAUUUUUCCCUCUUUGUGCAUUUCUUAUUUAGUUAAAUUUUCUUAAGACAUUAAUAUAAAUUUGUUUUUAUUAUUCGUUUUGCAAUGUACUGCUGCCACAAAACAACAAAUAUCACGAUAUAUGCCGGUGAUAUUAAACUUGAUUCUGAGAAGGCAUAGAGGAGUGUUUCAAGCCUGGGACAGACCAGCCAUGACAAUAUGGCAUGGCAGGACUGGCUGAAGAGGUUAAGUGGCCUAUUUUCUUACAUUAUGUUUAUUAGUGGCUACUAUGCAGUGAACUAAAAUAACUAUCAUAUCUAAAAUGUUGCAAAUCGUUUUAAAUUUCACUUUGGUUAUUUUUUUGAGGUGGAGAGGUGUUAGAAGAAAUUAUUCAUUCUGUAAUAAAUAAAAAUGUGGAUAUUCUAAAUAGUUAACAUCAUGUUGUGUUGGAGAUAAAACAUUUAAACUGA
Messenger RNA from Hypanus sabinus (Atlantic stingray), 3385 nucleotides. It is a transcript of the gene nsrp1, whose product is annotated as nuclear speckle splicing regulatory protein 1. Gene Ontology annotation, biological process: regulation of alternative mRNA splicing, via spliceosome. The transcript has 8 exons. The coding region runs from base 236 to 1906 and encodes 556 amino acids. Lineage: Eukaryota; Metazoa; Chordata; Chondrichthyes; Myliobatiformes; Dasyatidae. The record is from RefSeq and is a predicted model, not a curated record.